Molecule: messenger RNA, 531 nt
Organism: Dama dama (fallow deer)
Lineage: Eukaryota; Metazoa; Chordata; Mammalia; Artiodactyla; Cervidae
Gene: IL20
Product: interleukin 20
Exons: 5
Coding region: 1-531 (176 amino acids)
Source: RefSeq, a predicted model, not a curated record
AUGAGAGGUUCUGGUCUUCCCCUCUGCCUUCUUUCUGCUGUGUUUUAUCUCUUCUGGACAUCUUCUGCUGGGCUAAAAACACUGCAUUUGGGAAGCUGUGUGAUCACCACAAAUCUUCAUGGAAUUCGAAGUGGAUUUUCGGAGAUUCGGGACAGUGUGCAAGCCAAAGAUGAAAUCAUUGACAUCAGAAUCUUGAGGGAGACUCAGUCUUUGCAAGGCACAAAGCCUGCAGAUCGGUGCUGCCUCCUCCAUCAUAUACUGAGACUCUACCUGGACAGGGUAUUCAAAAACUAUCAACCCCCUGACCACCAUAUCUUCCGGAAGGUCAGCCGUCUUGCCAACUCUCUUCUCACCAUCAAGAAGGACCUCCGGCUCUGUCAUGCCCAUAUGUCAUGCCCUUGUGGGGAAGAAGCAAAGGAGAAAUACAGCCAGAUUCUGAGUCACUUUGAAGAGCUUCCGCCUCAGGCAGCGGUGGUGAAGGCUUUGGGGGAGCUAGACAUUCUCCUGCAAUGGCUGGAAGAGGUGGACUAG